GCGACCACUCGCCGGGCCCCACCACGACACUGACCGCCUCUCCCCUUAUAAACACACGGCCCGGCAGGCUCAGCUCUGGGGCAACGAGACGAAACACACACCGUGGAAAGAACCACCACCCGAUCGAAAGAACCGUGAGAUCGAUCCCACCCGCGAACGCCCGAGACGCGACGUGGUCCAAUGGAGAACGGCUCGUGCUGCAACGGCAAUGGCUCGGCGGCGGCGGGGCGCCCGCCGCACGUGGCGAUGCUGGUGACGCCCGGGAUGGGCCACCUGAUCCCGCUGGCGGAGCUGGCCAAGCGCCUGGCGUCCCGGCACGGGGCCACAGCCACGCUCAUCACGUUCGCGUCCACGGCCUCCGCCACGCAGCGCGCGUUCCUCGCGUCGCUGCCCCCGGCCGUGGCGUCGCUCUCUCUGCCGCCCGUCGACCUCUCCGACCUGCCCCGCGGCGCCGCCAUCGAGACGCUCAUGUCCGAGGAGUGCGCGCGCUCCGUCCCGGCACUCACGGACAUCCUCGUCCGCCUCAAGAAGACCACCCGGCUCGUCGCGUUCGUCGCCGACCUCUUCGGCGCGGAUUCGUUCGACGCCGCGCGGGACGCGGGGGUGGCGCGGAGGUACCUCUUCUUGCCGACCAAUCUACACGGGCUCACGCUCAUCCUCCACCUCCCGGACCUCGACGUCUCGAUCCCUGGCGAGUUCCGGGACCUCGCCGAGCCGCUCCGGCUGCCCGGGUGUGUGCCCAUCCCGGGGCCGGACAUCCUCAUGCCGCUCCAGGACAAGUCCAACCCGUGCUAUAAAUGGAUGGUCCACCACGGCGCCAAGUACCGCGAAGCCGAUGCCAUCCUCGUCAACUCCUUCGACGCCGUUGAGCCGGAGCCGGCCAAGAUCCUGCGCCAGACGGAGCCGGGACGCCCGGUUGUGUACCCCAUCGGCCCGCUCAUACAGACGGACAGCACCGCGUCGUCGCCGCGCGCGGCGUGCCUGGAGUGGCUCGACCGGCAGCCGGCCAAGUCGGUCAUCUUCGUCUCCUUCGGCUCCGGCGGCUCGCUGCCGACGGAGCAGAUGCGCGAGCUCGCGCUCGGGCUGGAGCUCAGCGGCCAGCGCUUCCUGUGGGUGGUGCGGAGCCCGAGCGACGAGGGCGCCGUGAACGACAACUACUACGACGCCGAGAGCAAGAAGGACCCCUUCGCGUACCUGCCGGAAGGCUUCGUCGAGCGCACCAAGGACGUGGGCUUCCUGGUGCCCUCAUGGGCUCCGCAGACGAAGGUGCUGGCCCACGAGGCCACGGGCGGGUUCCUGACGCACUGCGGGUGGAACUCGGUGCUCGAGAGCCUGGUGCACGGCGUGCCGAUGGUGGCGUGGCCGCUCUACGCCGAGCAGAAGCAAAACGCGGUGAUGCUGUCCGAGGGCGUCGGCGCCGCGAUACGGGUGCCGGAAGCGAAGGGGAGGGAGAAGAUCGCGUCAGUAGUAAAGGAGGUGAUGGAAGGAGAAGGCAAAGGCGCCACGGUGCGAGCGAAGGUGGUGGAUCUACAAAAGGCCGCGGCGGAGGGCCUUCGCGACGGAGGCGCCGCCGCGGCCGCUUUGGCCGAGGUGGUGGGGAAAUGGACAGAGGGAGAUAACUAGACGCCGAGGGAGUACAAGGAGCAAUCCUCCGCCAUCUCGUCCCUACGGUUUGUUCAAUAUUUUUAUUUUAAACUUUCAAUUGUAAGUUGUAAUUUGUAAAGUAUUUUAAACUUUAGCAAUUUAAUUCAUGCAUAAUAUGGAAUAUAAUAUGAAAUGUAUGUGUUGCAUGCACCAUCAA
Phragmites australis (common reed) is the source of this 1801-nucleotide messenger RNA. RefSeq names its product hydroquinone glucosyltransferase-like. The transcript has a single exon. Gene Ontology annotation, molecular function: UDP-glycosyltransferase activity. The coding region runs from base 181 to 1623 and encodes 480 amino acids. NCBI's taxonomy places the organism in Eukaryota, Viridiplantae, Streptophyta, Magnoliopsida, Poales, Poaceae. The record is from RefSeq and is a predicted model, not a curated record.